Molecule: messenger RNA, 3574 nt
Organism: Stylophora pistillata
Lineage: Eukaryota; Metazoa; Cnidaria; Anthozoa; Scleractinia; Pocilloporidae
Molecular function (GO): protein binding; ADP binding
Source: RefSeq, a predicted model, not a curated record
ACCCGUUUCAUAGAUCCUGUGAAACGGCCUCUAGACCCUCUAGUAUUCUCCAGUCUUUUUCGAUAAUGAAGAUGCUACAGUUUUCUUGAUGAUCAAAACUAAAAAAGAAGGAAAUGUACACAGUUUUUCGAUAACACCUACGGAGUGAUCCCACGAUUACGAGAAGCAAAGAUUGCAACGGGUGUGGGGUAAGUGGGGACUGAACACGUGCGAAACAAAUAUGGCGGCCACCUUCAAGUUAAAAUUGUUGUGUGGUUGUGGCUUUAAUACCUCCGGUUUUGAGGAACACUUAGAAGUAAUAUCAUAGAAAAUUGCGGAAAAUUUCCCACGGGUGUUAUUCAAGUCAAUCGAAGGGUAUUUUUACGAUGUACUGGCGUACUUUGAGCUUUCAAAUUACGCGCUGUUUGCGCCUAGUAACUGAUUUCUCCAGGACACGAACAACUCUGGUAAACUUGCGACGAAUUUCGAUAAGGAUGCAGCCACGUCGAUUGUCUAGUACUUUGUCUGAAGCAGAAAGAAAGGAAGAUUCUAAAGACAGCGACGAAGAGCCGAAAUCCUGGAAAGAAAAUCCAACCCUGAAAUACUGGGUUCUUGGCUCACUGGGAAUCUCUGGCACUGUUUAUUACUAUGUCUACAGAAAUCACGAAAAGAAACGACUGCUAGUAAAACAUUUGCCAUCAACACCUAGUCAUUUCGUACUUCCCCGUGAACGAGAUCUCUCCGCUCUGUCUUCCCUUCAUAGUCAGUUGAAGGGAAAAGGAUCGUUGACUGUCCUUCAUAUUGUUGGCUGUCCAGGGUCUGGUAGAACAGAACUUGCACGAAAAUUUGCUGAGAAACUCGCCAGAGAGGAACAAGAAAAGUACACGUUUCUUCCAGGAAAUCUUUUCUUUGGAACUUUGAAUGGUUCAUCGGAAGAAAGCCUUCUUUUUGAUGUUAAAAGGUUUGCAAUUUCUGUUGGAUGUUUGGAGAGUGAUUGGACACUGAAGGCUGGUGAAGGGGUGAAUUUCUCCAGUCUGUCCAAGGAAGAGCAGCUAGACUGCUUUGUUGAUGCUGUUAGGGAAAAACUUAAGGACAGCCAAGGCUGGAUUAUAAUUUUGGAAAAUGUUAAAGAUGAUGAAGUUAUUCACCGCUGGUUUUCCACUGAUUCAUCAAAAAGUUGGGGUAAUGGAACAGUUCUUGUCACAAGAAAUGGCCAUGUGAACAGAGAUGUAAUGAUUAGUAAUACUUACAUUGUUGAUGAAGGGUUGCUUAUGGAUGAUGGGGUAGAACUUCUUUCACAGUUAAGUGGAUUGGAAGGAAACAAGAUGACUGUUGCAAAAGACAUUGUGACAAUUCUAAAGAGGAUUCCUCUGGCUCUCUCAUGUGCCGGUCAUUACAUGCAAUCAAAAGCUUUUAAAAAUCCCAGCUAUUCCAGUUUAGACUUUUUAAGUGAGUUUAAAUCAGAGCUGCAGAACUUCACAAAGGCUAAUGGGGAGACAGAAUUAAGCCCCUUAUAUGUCAUGGUUAGCAUGGAAACUAAAAACCUUGUGCAAGAAAAUUUCCAUCUUCUACACGCAUUUGAUUUUCUUGGAACCUGUACACCCAAUUGGCCAAUACCAGUUACCCUGAUUGCUCUACAUCUAAGGUCGCCAGAUUUUAACCUGCCCCCUGUGGUAGGCAGUGGACCUGCUCUGCCAAGCCAAAAACCCACUGAGGUUAAAAAGGAGAAUAGCUCAGAACAAGAGGUAGAAGAGAUGUUCCUAUCAAUCAAGAAACUGGCCAAGAACUUGGAGAACUUUUUAACAGCAGUGAAAGAUAACAUUAAUGCUAUCAAAGCCAUGCUUAACCCUGAGGUGCCUGAUAUGCCACAAAUGUUGGAUGGAGUUGUGGAGAUGUUAAAAGCUUGUCCAUUAGUUUCUGUUAGGAGAAUGGAGCCCAUGGGGGUGGACACGGUGGUAGUAAGUCCUUUGGUGCACUCAGUGUUCCAGCAACUUUUCUUGUCCCGGACGAUGGAGCAGCUAGAGGCGGAGUAUCUAGUCCAGGCAGAAGAACAACACAACAAAAGCUCGUGGUUUCGCCGGCUUUGGAGUUUUGACGGUCAAAGAUCACUGCAAGAAUAUCGCAAUUCCCUUGGUGAAGUCACUCAAGAGGAAGCUGUGAAUUUGCAUGAAAAUUUGUCUGAUAGCGAGCUCCUUCCCCUCUGCUCCGGGCCCAAUGUCAGUGGUUUGUUGCAGGAGAGUGAGUCACAGAUCAAGGAGGAAUUUAGGAAGAUAAAGACUAGUGAUGCCGUUCGUCACUGUCAACAGCGCACGGCGCGUAUUUUGAAAACUAUAAACGGAGUAGCUUCCGUUUGCGGCCAAGACAAUCAAACACGGACUCUCGCCAGACUCCUCAAGCCUCAUCUGGAUCACAUCUUAGCCGCUAGUACUUCCAAGAGCCUGGGACCCAAAAGUCGUGCUCAUGCCAUCUCGGCCGUAGCCUCCACUGAUGCUUCCUUUGGGAACUUAGAGUCCAGUAGGAGACUUCUAGAAGAUGUUCUGUCCAUUGAAACACAACUGUAUGGCGACUCUAGCUUGGAGGUAGCGUCUACUUUGACACGUCUAGCAGAUGUGUGCAGCUCUUUGGACGACGCACAACGAUGUAGAGAACUUCUCGAGAGAGCGAUUCAAAUUUACGAGUCGCAACGAAGGAAAUUCGGGGAAUACAAACAGCCUCUUGACUACGCGCGAACCCUAUCAGCCCUAGGCGCUACCUAUGGAGGGUUAGGCUUCAAGGAGCGAAGCCGCGACUAUGUUGAGCGAGCCUUCUCUUUCAUGCAGUCAGCGGCACCCAUCAGCCCGGACGAAGUUGAAACGCGCCGGUUCACAAGCGACGUGGCCAGCACACUCACUGAUUUGGGGCAUGCGUAUCUUUCGUUGGGUGAAACGACGCAAGCGCGGCGGUUCUUAGACAUGGCUCUGAAUGGACAAAGAAAUAUUCACGGCGAUGAACAUCCUGAAGUUGUACGCACUUUGACAGUUCUUGGGAUUGCUUAUACCAUGCAGGGAAACUGGCCCGAAGCAAGAAAACUGAGGAAGGAAGCCGGAAAAAUUCAAGCAAAACUCGAUGCCAAGCCAUUGAUGUGAACAUCUUGAACUGGGCGAAUGAACGGGGUGAUGUCAUAAACAUACUGCGAGUUGUAAAACAAAACUCUUGUCGGUAAAUUUAUCCACACUUGUGAGAACGAUCGAUCUAAACAAAACUGGUGGCAAGACUCUCUUGCUGCGUUGUAAACGAGUAGAUCUCGAUGACUUGGCCCAAAUUGAUGAAAAGCUACGGGAGAUCGUAAAGGAAUCGUUUCCCUAGACAGCUUGGUUCACUCUGGAUAAAUGUUUAGAUAAUUAAUUUGGUUCGGUUUAGUGAUGAGGACAACGCUAUUACAAACUUCAAACUGAUCUGAACCAGUCAUCAAGUUUUACUUUUCCUUACCGUAGCUCUGGAAUUGCAGAGCUUUUAAUUUGAAAGGAAAUUUUUAAUCGCAUUAUAAUGAAGUUUUUACUGCCGCCUUUUUUUUUUGCCUGGGUUGUGUUGAGACUUCAUACCUUUUGGGUGCGAC